AUGAAGAUGAAGAAAGUUUUCAAAUACCAAAGUGGACAUCAUGAAUUAUUGUACGUGUCCAACAAGAAUCAUGAAAGACAUGAAAGACGAAAUAAAGAACUUUUUCUGAAAACGAUGAAAGAUUUGAUGAAGUUACUUAAUUCUAUUGUUCAUUGUCGAAAGAAGAUUCCAUUGGAAUUUCAUUAA
Messenger RNA from Clunio marinus, 186 nucleotides. NCBI's taxonomy places the organism in Eukaryota, Metazoa, Arthropoda, Insecta, Diptera, Chironomidae. The record is from the annotation of a GenBank genome assembly.